UUAUUUAAUGAAUAAAUUAAUUUGAUUGUAUGCCAUAAAGAUAUAGUAUAGUAUAUUAAAUCAUUUAUCUGCUUUAAUUAAUUUUUCAAACUAAAAAGAAUGGCUAAAAAACCUAGUUUAUAUCUUUUUAUAAAAAAUGAGCUUCUCCUUUUAUUUUUAAAGGGUAUUAGAGGACUAUUUGAAAACAAGGCUAGGGAGAGAUCUUAUAAUUUUUAUCCAAAAUUAUUCGGAUUUGGAGCAACAUUUUUUGGUUACUUUUGGCUGAAGCAGCAACUCAAAUUUGAAUUUGACUAAAGACCUCAAAUAAAUAUUUUAAUUCCUGAAUUUAUUUAUAAAUCAAGAAGAGAACAUCAUGUUUAUUGGGAAAUGUCAAGAUUGGCAAGAGGUAAAUCAACAACUUUCACUCAUUACAUUUGGGAUGAUGAAUCUAAAAUGGUGUACUACAUAGACAAAAAAGGAAAGCAAUCAUUUGAAAAAAAUAUAUUUUCAAGAGAAAGAUUAGAUGUUUCAGAUAACCCACUCUUUGAAAAAAUACUAAGAGCACCUUCAAUAACUCCUGAGCUAUUUAAAAGAGGAAACGAACUUAUUGCUUAUACUAAACAUAUGGAUAAUAGAUAUGACUUAGAUAACUAUUUGCACUAGAAGAGUAUAACUAUAAGUGAUUGGAUUAGGGCUAUAUAUUACUAAAUUUGGCUAACAUUCUAAAUUUCUAAUAGAUAUCGUUAUGACCACUUUAUAGGGAAAUAUGAUUUUAUUUACGAUUUUGAAAAAGUGAAGCUUGCUCUAAAUAUUCAAGGAAAAAACUAAGUUUCUUAAACCACUGAUUACUUAAAAGUUUUCAUUAAUUUUACUGAUUAUAUUAUAAAUAGCAUAUAAGAACAUGUUAAUUAGAAGGAAUAAACUAAUAAAUCAAAUUGAAAAAAAACUAAUAUUCUAAAAAAUAUUUACUAAAGUUUAAAACAAAACCAAUAAUAAAUCGAUAUAAGCUAAUCAUAUCUUCUCAAAAUUUUAUAAAUGUUUACUUUUAAUAAUAA
This is a messenger RNA of Tetrahymena thermophila SB210, 1034 nucleotides long. RefSeq names its product peptidase family M1 containing protein. The transcript has 6 exons. The record is from RefSeq and is a predicted model, not a curated record. Lineage: Eukaryota; Ciliophora; Oligohymenophorea; Hymenostomatida; Tetrahymenidae.